Messenger RNA from Physcomitrium patens, 1667 nucleotides. RefSeq names its product putative protein phosphatase 2C 11. The record is from RefSeq and is a predicted model, not a curated record. Gene Ontology annotation, molecular function: protein serine/threonine phosphatase activity; cation binding. NCBI's taxonomy places the organism in Eukaryota, Viridiplantae, Streptophyta, Bryopsida, Funariales, Funariaceae. Gene Ontology annotation, biological process: protein dephosphorylation.
GUCUCGUCGUCGUGGAUGCUCUGGACUCGGCAUUCCUCCGCUUUCCUCUCUUGCCCAUUUCGUCUCGUCCGCACCGCACCUGCGCCACGGCUCCCGCACUCCGCACCGACGCUCCCACCUCUCCGACUCGACAUCACCUCUGGCUUCUGCUUUCCCUCCUGCUUUCAUUCAGUGCUGCUAUCGUCGGUCGUGAUUCCCCGAGGCCAUCGCGACAGCGCCUCACGUGGUCUGCUCCCGCAGCAGGAUUUGUGCUGUGAUCAUCUGGUUUUGUCCACACUCUCUCAUGCCUCCGCUUCCGACGCUUGCUUUCCUUUUCGUUCGUCGUCGUUGUCGUCAACGUCGGCAUGGAUGCCGUCUCGGGCUGUCGUCCGCCGUCGCCUUUUGAGUUCUGAAUUGGUCGAGGAAAGGCCACGAAAGUCGAGGCGAGGCGAAGCGAGGAAGAUGGGGAUUUAUCUGAGCUCUCCGAAGACUGACAAGACAUCUGAAGAUGGUGAAAAUGCGGAGUUGCGGUUUGGCCUAUCUGCCAUGCAGGGAUGGCGCGAAAGCAUGGAAGACGCACACACUGCUAUUUUGGACGUGGAUAACACAUCUACGUCAAUAUUCGGCAUUUUUGAUGGACAUGGAGGGAAAUUGGUGUCAAAAUUUUGCGCAAAGAACUUGCACAGACAGGUUUUGAAAUCUGACGCAUAUGCUAGGGGCAACUUGGGUGCAAGUUUGGAACAUUCUUUCUUGCGGAUGGAUGAGAUGAUGAAAGGAGAAAGAGGAUGGAGAGAUCUUCAGCUUCUGGAUGAAAAGAGUAAAAUGAGCGCCCUACGAGACGGACAGGGGAAUGACGAAAGUGAUAGUACUUAUGGUGACCAUAAAGAUUACCUGGGUCCCAGCUCUGGCAGCACUGCAGUGGUGGCUCUGAUUCGAAGUAAUAAGCUUUUCGUUGCAAAUGCAGGAGACUCACGAUGCAUCAUGUCCCGACGUGGCCAGGCUGUGAAUCUGUCGGUAGAUCAUAAACCUGAGCUAGAGCUUGAGAAGGAAAGGAUUAACAAGGCAGGAGGAUUUAUUCAUGGUGGACGUGUGAAUGGUAGCCUAAAUCUCACACGAGCAAUUGGGGACAUGGAAUUCAAGUAUCAAACAAAUUUGGCACCUGACAAGCAGAUAGUCACUUGCUGUCCAGAUAUCCGAGAGGAGGAUCUGGGACCUGAUGUUGAGUUCAUCGUCCUUGCCUGUGACGGAAUAUGGGAUGUUAUGUCUAGUCAGCAAGUUGUGGAUUUUGUUAGGAAAAGAUUAACUACCGCCAAUACUUUAUCGUCUAUAUGUGAGGAUAUACUGGAUAACUGCCUGUCCCCAAGCACGCGCCAGCAAGAAGGGUGUGAUAAUAUGAGCAUCAUCAUUGUCCAAUUCAAACAAUCGAGUGGUGUAGCCUCUUCGUCAGCAGAUUCAAGUUUAUGACUAUCGUUGGACACCUUUCAGGUCUAUAAACGUAUUUAACGUAAAUUUCUGUGUCCGUCUUGUGGGAAGUCUCAAAUUAGGUCGCACUUUUUCGUAGUUUUAAAUUUUCGUAGAGUUGAAGAAUCCCUAAUUGGGAGGACAGUAGUGUAUCUACGUUUGGCUCUAUUAUGGCUCCUGUUUCUCAAUAUAAUAAUUUCGGAGAGCCAAUCGAACGUCAAAAAGUA